Molecule: messenger RNA, 702 nt
Organism: Ylistrum balloti
Lineage: Eukaryota; Metazoa; Mollusca; Bivalvia; Pectinida; Pectinidae
Product: fucolectin-6-like
Exons: 3
Coding region: 1-702 (233 amino acids)
Source: RefSeq, a predicted model, not a curated record
AUGCAUUUCAUCACAGAAUUCCGACAGAACUUUUUCCACCUCGACAGAGGGUACGAUAGUAAAUUACCUGAAGACGGAAUAAAGUGGAACUUCAUCGUGUCAAGUCUCGCCUCGUGUGCACUGGAGUGCUAUCACCACACCGAUUGUAUAUCUAUGUUUUACAAGGAUGGGCAAUGCAUUGGAUGGAACACGAGACUGAACGACCUGUCCCCGACUUCGCUAGCCGACAAUAUGCGAUAUUAUGAAUUGAGAGGUAUAUAUGGUAAUGUUGCUAAAGGAAAACCAGCGGUUCAGUCAUCCACCUUUCCGCCUUUCCAAGGAUCAUACGUCGCUUCCAAGGCCGUGGACGGAAGCAGAUAUCCCGUCGCUUUCCAACCGGACGAUUCCUGUUCGUGCACGGGGAAGACGACCUUGGAAUGGUGGCGGGUUGACCUUUUGGAUACCUAUCUAGUGACAGACGUAGCCGUGCUGAAGAGGCAGGAUGAUAUAUUUGGGAUGACUCUGGUAAAUGUCAGUAUCGAUGUUGCCUUGGAUGUCGGUGGUCCUUUCUCACAUUGUUACAACACCGGUCCCACAUACUCCGUGAUGAGAUUUGAAACGUUUACAUGCCAGACGCCAAUUUAUGGACGUUAUGUAAAACUCUCGAAACUUGUACAAUCUUAUUAUUGUAUGUGUGAGGUUGAAAUAUACGUUCUAGCAUAA